AAUAUUUCCCAGCUUCACUGUAUUUCCAAGUUAAUUCAGGUAGUUUUUAUCUUUUCGAUGGUUUGUUUGUAGUGUAGUAAAAAGCUUCUAUUUUAUGAAAAUGGUAAAGAUGUUCUUUUAUGUAGUCUUUUGCAUAUGGAACUUGAAAAAAAUGUAUUGGAGGCUAGUUUUACUGUAUUCAUAUGCUAUACGAUGGCUUUCUAGUUGUUAUUCUUCAACGAAAUUUGCAGUGGUAUUUAUGUCACGAAGUUCACCCUGGCAUUUAAUACACUGCUCCACACGCUUCUUCCAAAAAGACAGCACCAUUUUAUUCCUCAGGUUAGUUAUUGUCUCCUUUAGAUCAGGAUUGUAAGCAACCGGAUUGUUUAAAGGCCACCAAAGUUAUUACGGCUAUCGCUCUGGUGCCAACCCUGACGACAAGAAACCUGUCACAGACAGUAAGAGUAGAAACAAAGGCAUUUACUUCAAGGACCGCUCUCACCAGCUGAGAACCGAAGCCUUCUUCUGUAGCAUUCGGUAAGGAAUCUUAAGCUUGAGGUCAAUACAUUUAGAAUAAUAUUCUUCCAUAUCUGGAACAAAUAAACAACUUCAGGCGAUGUACUAACAAAAGUAAUACUCGUUAGCAAUUAGAGAAAAGUCUUGCUAAAAAUU
Messenger RNA from Gilbertella persicaria, 651 nucleotides. RefSeq lists its product as uncharacterized. The coding region runs from base 95 to 352 and encodes 85 amino acids. Lineage: Eukaryota; Fungi; Mucoromycota; Mucoromycetes; Mucorales; Choanephoraceae. The record is from RefSeq and is a predicted model, not a curated record. The transcript is spliced from 2 exons.